AUGGCGUUCAAAUGACAUUUAACGUACCGUGAUGUGUUUACCAAAAAAAUGACCAUAAAUUACAAUAAUAAAAACGUACCUUGUCGUUCCAGGUUACCAUUCGGGGUUCCAAUCGAUGAUAUAUUUCCAUCUGAUGACAUCCAUCCUCAUUUAAAAGCUACGUUUAUAAGAGCAUAUCAAGAUAUAACAUCAUCAAGAUUACCUAUAUUAGAUAUUUUGGGCAAGUAUCAAGGCACAGUCGACCAACGAUUGGAAGUGAAAAAAGCCGUGUCACAAUGCAGGCAAAUGCCGAACGUAACCCCUCCUGGUGUUAUAUUAUGGGUGAUAAGGCAUUUUAUGGGAUUAUUACCCAUCCCUUUACUUCCAAGUUAUUCAGACGAGAAAUAUUUUAAUUGGUAUCAGUUAGCUAGGGUUUGCAAACAGACGUUUUUACAACACAGAAUAGUUGAUGUUAACAAUGGAUUGUUAACAGCAAAAAUUGCUAAAGAUUUAUUAAGACUACCAUCAUCAAAUCUUCUGUUAUUUGCUAUUCUUGUGCAAUUUAUUCGUUUAAUUGCAUCAAAUAAGUACGCAAAAAAGCGAUUGAAUCAUUUAACUGCUUAUUACAUGGUAAGAUAUUUUUGUUCAACACUAUUUUUACGUCCAUACACACCAGGAAAAUUAACAAAGUUGGAUAAACAAUAUUUUCCGUUAUUAUUGUACACCGUUUUAAGAUGGCCAGAAAUCCAAGCAUUGUUCAAACAAAAAUCAAAACUUAUAACAUCACCGCAAUUUGAAAUACCCGAAGAGUUAAUUAACACGAAAAAAAUCUAUUCUUUAAUAACGAAACGUUACGUCGAUGUUUCUACUCAAACCGAUAUCAAAUUGUGUUUGUUAGACCGAAUUUCUGAAGUUAGUUUUGAAACUUGCGAUUUUUUAAAAGAUGUAGGUGUUCAAACUUGUCAUUUUCGCGAACCAGAAAACCUCGAUUUUGAACGAUCAAGUAUGUUUUCUGAAGAUUUAAGCUUAACGAAACUAUGCGGAACGCAAAGUUCUUUGUCAUUGAUUAGUUUUGAUGAAGUUUUUAAGAAUGUCAACGAACGGGGUUCAUCACCAAGAGAAAUUGGGUGUAAUACUGAAUAUUCUCUUCCGAUUAUUUUAAAAUUGAAUGAAACUUCUAAAAUUGAUCGGGGUGUUAACACAGAAAAUUUGAUCAAUUAUGGUUGGAGUACACCAAAAAAUUGUAUUACACCGGAAGGUGAAUAUAUUUAUGAUAGUUACGAUACGUCCAUGUUAAAUUUAAUAUCGCCUAAAUUACCGGAAAUUAAUGAUAACAAUAAAGAAAUAAUGAAAAAAAUUUCGAAAAUCGGAUGGACUUACACCCCACCAAAAAGUAACACUUUAAUCGAAUUAAAUAAAGAUAAUGAAGAAAAUUUAAACAAUUAUACGCUUUGUUAUGGAUCUAAAGAGCUAUUAGAUGUGGAUAUAAAAGAAACUGUUUCGCCAAAAAAUAAUAAUCUAAAUGAAGAAGAAGAAAAUGGCCAUUCUGUGAAAAGAAAACGUAGUAAUUUCAGUGUCGCUUCGAUUAAAAGCAAAUUAGAUUUUUUGAAGAAAUUUACCCCUAGAAAAAACAAACUUAAAACAUCUAAUAGUUUAGAGGAAAUAAGUAAUAUUAAAUAUAAAAAGAUGACAUCUAAAAAAUCUACUACGUUUUAAAUACCUUAUCUUAUUAAUAUUAAUAAGUUUAUCAAUGAA
Molecule: messenger RNA, 1734 nt
Organism: Onthophagus taurus
Lineage: Eukaryota; Metazoa; Arthropoda; Insecta; Coleoptera; Scarabaeidae
Source: RefSeq, a predicted model, not a curated record